Acanthocheilonema viteae is the source of this 1254-nucleotide messenger RNA. The record is from the annotation of a GenBank genome assembly. NCBI's taxonomy places the organism in Eukaryota, Metazoa, Nematoda, Chromadorea, Rhabditida, Onchocercidae.
UCACUUUUACAGGGUCUUAAUGCACAAACGGGUCUUUGUAAUUAUAUACUUGCCCAUGCAGUUUACCUAUUCUCACUUGACAAUGAUUCUCUUUCACUUCCAGAAAGUACGAUAAGCAGAUCAUCGAUAUCAUCAUGUAGCGGUGGUACCUUGUCACCGGAUUUGGAUUGUCGUCGUUUUAUCGAUGUCAAUGGUGGACCUUCGACACUGCCAACAUUUCAUACUGUUAUCGAAAGACCACGACACAGAGAAACAAGUGCGCAUCCUGGUGGCAAAUGGCGACGCAUGUUGCGUGGUCCAUCGAUGGAUAAUGCAUUUGCAAGCUUACGUACACGAUGGAAAAGACAUGGUGAAGCGUGUUUGGACAACGAUAAUUCGGCUAACAAUGUGAAAUGGCGAAGGAGUUCAUCAAAUGUUCGAGCAUCAUUGCGUGCUGCACGCAGUGCAUCAUUAAUUUCAUUCGUUACAAAAAGUGUUGAGGAAUUCCGUAAUGGUGUUUUACGAAGUUGGCGACAUUGUGCUCCAACAUUACGUGAUGAUUCCAUAACAAAUAGUGCAGGCGAUGAACGACAUUCGACAGCAACAGCGGUUGCAACAGAACUUGUAAGACGUCGAGGCUUGGCAAGUUUUCUGGCUAACGAUCAACAACCAUCGACAUCAACAGAUACUAAAUUAGAAUCAAGUGUGAAAGGCAGUAUUCCGGAAGCAUUUUCGUUAGAUACCAGUGAUUCUGGUAAUAGCCGACCGCCUUCAAUUGCUCGAAAUGACUGUAUCGAUGAUGGCGUAAGUUUGUCAUCUGAUAGCUAUCGCUUUUUUGGCUUCUAUGAAGAUGAACAGCAACCAGAGGAAGGAGCAAAUUUAGAAGAUAUGAAGCAAAGAUGGACGAAACGAAAUAGUGCAAAUGUUGAAUUAGAACAUGGCUUACAUAUAGCUUUCAAUACGAAUGGAACAAGAAGCAAAAAAAAAUCAUCAAAAAAUGGAAUUAGAAAUAAUUCACGAUCAUCUUCAACCGAUGAAUGGUCUGAUGUGAUCAGAAGAAGUAGCUGUAGCAAUAGCAAUGGUGGUAGUAAUAGUAGUAGUAGUAGUAGUAGCACUUGCUCACUACAUAAUGAUUGUAGCCGAUAUGAUAAUGUUCCGAUAGGUGAGAAUGCUGAUGGAGGAGGACGCUAUGUCGAAACACCGUUAUCAUUUUAUGAUCUACCACAAAAUAAUGUCAAACCUGUUCGAUCAAAUGUUCAAUUAUACUUUCUAUAA